Molecule: messenger RNA, 4912 nt
Organism: Hyposmocoma kahamanoa
Lineage: Eukaryota; Metazoa; Arthropoda; Insecta; Lepidoptera; Cosmopterigidae
Product: zinc finger matrin-type protein CG9776
Exons: 14
Coding region: 93-2918 (941 amino acids)
Biological process (GO): negative regulation of DNA-templated transcription; positive regulation of DNA-templated transcription
Cellular component (GO): nucleoplasm
Molecular function (GO): nucleic acid binding; zinc ion binding
Source: RefSeq, a predicted model, not a curated record
GUGUUUUUUUCAGACCCUAUAAUUGUAAACCGCUUGUAAUCAUUUGUAAAUGCCUGAGGUGGAAAUCUUAAUUUUUGAAGAGUGUUACUAACAUGUCUCGUGAACCUAGUAGAAAAGGUUAUUUCAGCCGUGACCCACGAAAUCGCGCAAUCGACCGCGAUAGAGAGCGUGAUAGGGACUGGAAUCGUCCUCCGGACUACAGAAGUCGUCUGCCUAUGCCUCGGAAAAGCCGGAGCCCUGUAAGGAACGACAUUGAUAAACGUAGAAGCCGUUCUCCCCCGCGCAAAACUGACAAGGAUUUAAUAGACGAGAACAUUUUAAGUGAGAUAUCAAAACUACCUGAACCUAGCGAGCUUUGGGAUAAUCAGUUUCAGGAAGGCGGCUUUUCCGGUGCUCCGCCGCCGCCGCAGUUCCAACCGGAGGCUGUGAACCCAAAUUACAAUACCAACUACCAGCCAUCGUACUCGGGUAUCUACGAUGACUUCCCACCGCUAUCCUCAGUGCCCCCUGCCCCGCUGCCUCCAGACAUGGCUGUAUGGAACCAAAUGUCACUGCCACCACCGCCUAACACGGCGCCCCCACCGCCCAUCCUCUCUUCAGAAGACCAGCUCAAAAAAGAAGCUGCGAUAGAGUCAGAAAUGCGCCACCAGAAGGCCGCUCUAUCGAAGCAGCGCGAAGACUACAUGAAGAAAGCAGGCAUCUUGAAAAAAGAACUGGACACAUUGAAAGACCAACGUAAUGAACUUCGUGGUGAUGCUAAGAGAUCUCCGAGUCCCGAUACUAAGAGAUUCUUGAAGGAGAACACAAAGUUACAGUUGGAGAUACAGAAUAAGUUGAAGACCAUCAACAACGUGGUUGACAUGCUGAAUGGGAUUAUCGGCGAGGAGGCUCAGGAGAUACCUCCGCUGGAGGUCGACUUAGAUGAUGAACGCAGAUCUAAGAGAAAAUCCAGGUCGCCGUCAUUGGGUCAGAAGUUCAACUACGUGUACUACGAUCCCGAAAUGCAUUGGUGCCGAGUAUGCAAUGAAUUUCCCCCCACUGCUAAGGAUUACUUGAACCAUCUGCACUCGCCUGCGCAUCAUAAAAUGGCUGCGGCCCACAUGGAAGCGCCAUGGCACACCGUAACAGGAAUGAACGAAGGAUUUCCUUCUUAUCCUUCCGCACCUACGAAACGGACUCCCAUCAAAGGAUUACAAUUCUUCGUGCCUUCUACGGCAUGGUACUGCAAGCUGUGCGACCAGUUCAUCGGCGACCUUCAUUGCGCAUCAGCCCAUCUUAAGUCCAUCACGCAUUCCAAGAACUACACGAACUUUGUGGAACAAAACCCACAUUGGGAAACAGACUGGAUGUCAGAUCGCCAAAAGGCAUUCGAGAAAGUUCGCGCCUCCAAAGGAAAGGCUGAAGACAAACAACCACAAUAUACCGCUCAUACAAUAACAUUCAAUAAAGAUGGUUUCCACACGAAACGCAAAGAGAGCCCCCCACCUACACCUGACGCAAAAAAGAAGAAGAAAGAUAAAAAGAAGAAAAACAAGAGGAAGAGAUCCAGUAGCAGCAGUUCUAGCAGUAAUUCUACCAGCUCUGAUAGUGAGCCUGCUAAGAAGAAGAAGAAAAGAAAGGAGAAAAGUCGAGCUGACGGCGAUGACAAAACGCUGGCGGAGUGGAUGUCAUCUAUACAUACAGAAAAGUUGAACGAGACCGAUCGUAAGCUACUAGACAGUCUCAAGAAUUUGAAGGGCAGGUUAAAAGACGAGGAGAAGCGCCGUUCGCCAGACCGCGAGACGCGUGAACGUUCCAUUAAUUCGACGCACAAGAGCAGAGAAAACGAAAGGCGUGAGUCCCGCGCUCGCGAAGACCGAGACCGCGACCGAGAACGUGACCGCGACCGCGAACGCGAACGCGACCGUGACCGCGAAAGAGAUAGAGAGCGCGAACGGGACCGCGAUCGUGACAGGGAUCGGCGCGGCGACUCGCGACGGAGGGACGACCACAGCCCCGCAAGGAGUGAACCCAAGAAGCCUGACAUUAAGAAGAUGCCCUUUAUAGGCAAGAUGCCAGUGUACAAACAUCUGGGCAAGAAUUCUAAAGCGGAGGAGCAAAAGAAAGAAGAACAGAAGAAGAAAGAGGACGAAGAAGCGAUGAAAAAGAAACGCGAGGAGAUGGAUGCUGAGAUACAGAAGAAGGUGGCGGAGUUCAAGGAGAAGAUCGCAAAGGCGCAGCUGGAGCGCACGACCAGCGACAUUCCUCCACCAGUAGUCGCGUUACCGACGUCGUUGGGCGGUACGGUACCCGCCACGGUGUCCGCGGCGCUGCCCGCCACGGUGCCUGCGACGCUGCCCUUCCUGCCACCCACCUCUGUAGCCACAGUCACCGCGCCGCCGCCCGCGGCACCACCAAUGACAACGCAACCCACAACUCCAGCGCUUCCCAAAGAUUUUCAAGAAGCCCUGGAUAUCAUAUUCCCUACAGAUGUAAAACCGGACAUGAUGCAGCAAGAUUUAUUCAGCGGACUCCCACCAGGCUUCCCAAUGGGGCUGGGAGGUGUCAUGCCCCCGUUUCCGCCUUUUCUCCAACCGCAGAUGCCUAACAUGCAACAAAUGAUGAUGGGUUUCGACUUGAACACACCACUAUUCCAGCCCCGACCGCAGCUCUACGACACUCACGUGCCCCUGGUACCUAGCCCGAAACCUAGAAACAAGAAUCGACCUAAUCAAAAGGACAAAAAUUUUAAUAAUAACAAGAAUCAAAAUCAGAAGAAUAGUCAACAAAAUAACCAGCAAAAUAAGCAGCAGAAUAAUCAAAAUCAAAAUAAACAACAGGGGUUAAAGGAAAAUGGCGCUGCUACUGCUAGAAAGAAGGAGGAGCUGGACGAUUUAGCUAUGUUGGGUAUUGAUGCGUCGGAUGUCGCGGGCAUGUGAGAUCGGCGUAAAGUGGUUAAAGACAGGGUAAGAAAAAUGUGACACAAAUUAGGCAAGUUAGCCAAGAAUAUUGGUUCUAAAAUUUAAUAUAGUGCUGGCCAUUGGUUAUAGUUAGUGAAUAAUCAAUAGAACAUAGUAAGAAGAAUACUAAUUAUGUUAUUACCUGCAUAGUAAUACUAAAAUUAUAUAAAAUUAAGUUAGAAUGUGGCCUUUUGUGUAUAUAUUUGUAUUAUACAAAUAGAACUUACUUUUUUAAGACUAAUUUCAUUAGUCAUAGGUUGCAAUCGGUAUGACUGUCAGGUUUCUCCCAAUAUUUCAGAGCGGUUGCAAACUCUGUUUUCGCGGUUAGAAGAAAAAGACAAACCGUGGUAUGAUACCCGUACCUACAUAGUAAUAAUGACGCAGAUAGAACUUGUUUAAUCUAAUAAUAGAUGUAUUGUAAACUUGUCGUUAAAUAAACGUAUUCUUGGUUCACUUGUCAUGGUGUACCUUCAAUCAAGGUUGAUAAAAUUGUAAGUAGGUAGUUAGUAAUUACAGACUUAACACAUACUAUUGAAUCACCUGACGUAUCGCACUAAUAUUGCAAUAGUGUUGUAACUCAAAAUAUGUGAAUUUCAGGAUUAAAUCAUUGCUGAAACCAAAAUUUCAUUAUCUACACGUCAAUAAAGCCGUCAAUAAUAUUGUAAGAAACAAUUAAAAGAUAUCUACGUAACCCAAAAUGAGACAAACUUUAUGUUAGCUACUUCUGGCCAAAACAUACAGUCCUUACUCAAAAAUAUGAAAUUAUUUAAUUUUGUUCCCUUUUAUUUUUAAAAACAAUGGGCCAGUACGAAAUUGUUUAGAUGUAAGUGAUAAAUUUUACCUCAUACAUCAUUUUAAUGAUCUUUCAUAGGAAGUGAGUAUUUUUCAUCGAUUCUGAAAAAAUACACAUUUUGAGUUAAUACACUAUUGUAUUAACAGUGCGAUAUUAUGUUAAUUAUUGUUGUUAAAUAUUUUUACAAAACUUGCAAAGUAUUUGACCAUUGAUUGUUUCUAACACGUGUUAGGGCGCCUUCAAAUUAGCACCACGAUGGCGCUGCAUUCGCGCCACUACUACUUUUUAUACAAUGUUUAAAGUGCAGUUGCGGCGCCACUGUUGUGAUACGCGCUCCACUUUUGUAGUCACAAUUAGUAAAUUAAAAAUUACUGUACGUUUAAUUUGAAGGCCCUUAUAUCUUGUAUUAUAUUCAAGGCUAAAGAAUAAUCAUUAAUCACACAUGGUAUUAUUUGGAAGUGUUCUCAAAACACAACGUUAUUUGUAAUUUCAUAGUCACAUCGCAGUGGGAAUACAUAGUAUUGUCUGUUCUGACAUUUGUGUACAUAAUGGGAUAAUUGAUUAGUGUCGAAUAUUUUAUUUUUAAUAUAAAGUGAUAGUAGUUGGCAUUUGUGAUGCAGUUAAUGUUAUCCGUUGCGCCAAUUGCGAUUCCACCGGACCGGUCACUGGAGGAUAAUGUAUAUCCCAUUUAUAAUUUUUUGAGUCUGUCAAUCGUAAGAUCGCUUUCACAAACAUACAUACACAUCAAAGGUUAAGGGUUAAUUAAAGGUUAGCUGGAAGAAAUCCCUUUAUGGGAUAAGCUCGUCUUUGUACAAUAACGUUCUAUUUCUUUGUUAAAAAUUUGUAAUUUGUUUGUGUUGUACAAUAAAGUGUUUACAUACAUCAUGCCCUUUUCUCUGAGAACGCGCAUUAAACAACACGCAUUCAUUCAGAUGCGCUGGUCGGUUAAGGGUUUUUUCACAAAAAAUUUAUAUAUGCGGUGUGGCCCUAAGAACAAUUACCUAUAGUAGGCAUUGGUUAUUGUUCUUAGUUGUGACCGUUCAUAUGUUUGUUAUUGCUAAUAAUUAUUUUUAAACCGUGAUCCCAUUAAAGAUCCCGCCUAAUGUAUUAGAGUUUAAAUGUGGCUGUAAUGUAUAUUACUAAUCAAUGUCUUUAUUUUUAAAUGAUAGUAAAUAUCAUA